Messenger RNA from Owenia fusiformis, 1761 nucleotides. The record is from the annotation of a GenBank genome assembly. Lineage: Eukaryota; Metazoa; Annelida; Polychaeta; Sabellida; Oweniidae.
UAGAGGAUCUGCUUCUUGAUUCAUCCUUCAACAGUCAGCUCAUGAAUAUUAUAAUGAACUGCCUUAAAAUCUGUGCCAUUGGAGGAAACAUUCCCGGCAAAAGAACAAUGUGAUUGAGUUUACUUGUGAAUGUUUCAUGGCUUGUUGUCAUUUUUACGGCUUCAAAAUGAUAAGUUGCAAAAUGGCUGUUGAUUAGUUAUCAAAGAUUGAAUUAUCAUACAUUUAUGUCUGCAAAGUAACACAGCUUCAUUGACUUUUAUUAUGUGCAGUAUAAUAGACAAGAUUUUCAUUCAUUCAUUGAAAGCCUCUGCAUUAUAAAUAUUCACGCAUCGCAACAUGAGAUAUCAUUAGCGCAAUAGGCACCAACGGUUGACAGUCACCUGGAUAUCAUCUAUUGCAUCAAAUAAUACGAUAAAGUAUAGGGAAGAAGGAUAAUGAAUCACUCUAUGGUAAAUUUGAACAUUUCUGGGGCCAAUGGAACUGUUAUACAUAUGGGAGAUACUGUGAGAUACUAUGGCUUUAUUUACAUUUUAGGGAUUUGCUGUAUUUGUCUCUGCUACAACAUACAUUGGUUGUACUUCAUGUAUAAAGUGAAGACGCUUCACACACGUGAUAAUUACUUUCAUAUUCACCUGGCUGUUAUUCAUAUGAUUGGUACAGUAAAAGCGAUGAUAAUGAGCCCCUUCUAUGUACAAUUAGAGCAGAGACACCUAAUGGAGAAAACCAGCAUUACAUGCAUGAGUAUCGUGCUACUCUCGACAAUAGGAGCAAUUAGACUUUGGAGACUCUCGCACCCAUACAAACAGAUUCCAUUAAAGGUUGUGGUUAUUAUGUCGAUUUUACCAUGGGUAUGUUUGUUGUUCCUUACGACUAUAGAUGGCAUUGUCACUCAUGGGUUCCUGAUGGUACGAUGGCCACUUAUAUGUUGCAGCUCAGUGGUAAUGGGAGCUAUCUAUAUACGGAUGAUUAUUGUUCUAUAUAAGAAGAACACUAAAAUUGAUAUACAGCCAACUCAUGUAUCUCAUGGAGAUAUUUUGCCUCGAUGUGACAUAUCUCACAUUUUUUCAGUCGAAACAGAAAUAAAUAAAAUGCAGCUACCAUUUCGGCCACUGUCCUCUAACAGUGCGAGGAAAUACACUGUCCGUAAUAGAACUGAACUAACGAAAUCUAAAAGCAGAAUCCAAAGCGAUGCCCACCGUGCUCUCAUGAGAGAAUACAAAGCAAUGAUCAAGCACAACUUUAUUAUACUCUGGAUAUUUUUCCUACAUGUUGUUCUCUUCAGUAUAAAAGCUUGGCAACAUUCCCGUUCAAAUGUGACAAUUGAUUUCAUAUACUUCCACGUUACGCUACUCACGUAUAACAUCAUGCCAGUCAUCUCUUUCUCUAAGAGCAAAAGUUUGAGAAACGAAUGUAGGAAACUUUACAGUUGCUGUUCCAAUUAAUCCAAACUACUUUAAUUGAAGCUUGAAACAAUCAUAAGAUACUUUGUGUUGUAAUUAUGUCUUAAUGGGUAGCAUAAUUUACAUAAUGGAAAUUGUUUGGAUAUUUGAAGUAAAAAUCCAAAAUGUAACUGACAGUACCAAAUUUGCUGUAGAUAACUACUUAUACCACACAUGUAAUAGUUUAAUAAAACAUUCUGUUUAGAAUUGUAAAUUGCUAAAUGUGCGGGACACAUUUUAAAUAAAAUAUAACAAUUAUAUUUUUCUACUGUUAUGUGCCCUGGAGGCUGUCAUUUGGAUUAUAAUCAAAGCUAAUAAAAAU